AUGGAGGACGUGCUGUUUGAUUUAGAGCAAGAUGGUGCCACAGAUUUUGCCUUUUGGGGUCAGAUGGACCAGAACAUUCAGUUCCAAACUCAGCUGGACACGUUCCUGCUGGACUGCACAGCAGCCAGCGACCAGCUGUCCCCCUGGUCCUCCCUGGGCUGUCAGUCCAUGUUCCCGGAGGCCCAGCUCACCUUCACGGACCUCGACGUGCAGUCCCCCGGCGCGGGAGUCUGUGUAGACACGGACGGUUUCUCCGUGGACGACUCCGUGGACGUGGCCAAGCGCCAAAGGGCGCGCAGGCUGGUGUCCCAUCAGCCCUACAAGGUGCAGAGGCACGCCGCCAACAUCCGGGAGAGAAAAAGGAUGCUGAGCAUCAAUUCCGCCUUUGAGGAGCUCCGCUGUCACGUCCCGACCUUUCCCUACGAGAAGCGCCUGUCCAAGAUAGACACCCUGAGGCUGGCCAUCGCUUACAUCGCCCUCCUCAGGGAGAUCCUCAUGUCGGGAUGCGACCCCAAAUCCUACGUGGAUGAAUGCAUGAAGAACGGAUACAAGAACCAAACCAACGCUAUUUGGAACACCAGCGAUCUGACAGCCCGUCUCUCGUGGAUAAAGUGGGAUUAGUUCAGGAGCUUGGGGUACCCCGAAUGGGGUUGAUCUGUCUCCAUGUCAAAGGCAGGCGGCCCGCUGACAUGAUGGACAUCUGCAGACUUCUCACUGGGUUGCACACCUCAGGCUCUCUCAAGCCCCAAGCACUCCUUUCGCCUCCGUGUCUUUGAAUAUUCUAAUUUAUUGUUGACUGGUCAUUGACAGCUGUUGCCAGUGGGGCAGGGGAGGGAAGAGCGUAGGCAUUGUUUCCCCAAAUGGAUGGCACUUGUCACCUUGGAGAGAGGGGCGCACUGGCAUGAGGCUGAAUGACUUCCAGGGCUGCUGCAUCCAGCGUUCAAGUGUUUUCCGCCCUCUCAUUCACGAGUCUUCAUGUCCAUGUGUGAGAAAGAGCCUUGAUCAUGUAAAUGAGAUGAUG
Molecule: messenger RNA, 1021 nt
Organism: Doryrhamphus excisus (bluestripe pipefish)
Lineage: Eukaryota; Metazoa; Chordata; Actinopteri; Syngnathiformes; Syngnathidae
Product: basic helix-loop-helix transcription factor scleraxis
Biological process (GO): developmental process; regulation of transcription by RNA polymerase II
Molecular function (GO): protein dimerization activity; RNA polymerase II transcription regulatory region sequence-specific DNA binding; DNA-binding transcription factor activity, RNA polymerase II-specific
Source: RefSeq, a predicted model, not a curated record